Molecule: messenger RNA, 1402 nt
Organism: Erigeron canadensis
Lineage: Eukaryota; Viridiplantae; Streptophyta; Magnoliopsida; Asterales; Asteraceae
Exons: 6
Coding region: 210-1124 (304 amino acids)
Biological process (GO): Golgi vesicle transport
Cellular component (GO): membrane
Source: RefSeq, a predicted model, not a curated record
UCUGUCUGUCUCUCUCUUUCUACCUUUGCUUUCUCAGUUUUCUCUCUUCUUUUCUUUCUUCUUCUUCGCUGCUUUAUUAAGCGAAGCGAAAGGGGAGAAAAAGGAAGAAGAGAAAACAACCCUUCAAUUUCUCACAAUUAAAUCAAACACCCCCCAAAAAAAUUAUAAUCCCUUUUUUUCAUUUUAAAAGAUAUAUAUAAGAAAGAAAUAUGUUGGUAGCAAAUACUUUUGAUCUAUGGCAAAAAGAUAUAUUUUUUUCAGCUGCAGAAGAGGUUCAAGCAUCUACAGAUAUUAUGGAGUCAGCUUACAGGACAUGGGUUAGACAAAAGAGGGAAGGGCUUAAAUCCAGUGAUUUAGAUGAGCUUUGUAGAGAGCUGCAAACUGCUUUAGGCACUGCAAAAUGGCAGUUGGAUGAGUUUCAAAAAGCUGUUAGAAUGAGCAACAAAUAUACUGUCAAUGAUGUUAGGACUACGAGGCAUGAACAAUUUGUAUCUGUGAUUGCGUCACAAAUUUCUGGGGUUGAAUUAGCGUUGAAAGAAUAUUACAGUGAUGAAGGCAGGAAACCGCUUCGAUGGGUAAAUUUGGAUGAAGAAGAACGUGACGAUUUAGCUAUGUUUCUCUCGGGGAGUUCAGUAAGCUCAAAGAGCACAAAAGAUUCCGAUUCUGAUAUUACAGAUUCUUCAAAAUCGAGUAGCUCAAAACCUUAUGAUAUGAGAAAUGGUAAAGAGGGUAACUACGAUGACUAUCUGGAUCAUAGUUAUAUAAUAGAGAUGGAGCCAAUUGAAAUAUUGGGAACUAGUGAUGGUUCUUCGUGUCAGGCUGAUAGGAAGGCUGGUCCACGAAGAACACGGGGUUCUCCUGAUGUUGGCAUUUCAAUUGAUUUUGAUGAUGACCAUAAGAAACCAAUGAUGUUGGAUAAUGAGUCAAUACCGAAAGAUAAAGGUCAUGUUUGCAGACCACAAUUCGGGAAUUAUUGGAUUAAUCAGAUGUUUAAAAGGGCUGCUGGAAGUCAAAGGCAGUUACAGACCUCGAUACACCCGCAAAGAAGAAGCUCAUUUCUGUUCAUGCUUGUUUUGAUGCUGACUAUCUUUUUGCUUGUGCCAUUCGUCAUGUAUUCCAAUUGAGUACGAUAUACGCUGCUCUUGUCAUCAAGAUGCAAGGUGAUACUAGAGGUUCAAAUGAACAAGGCUGUUAAGGAGUUUUGAGUAACUUGCCUGCAAGAUCUCAUUACUUCUUCAUCUAUUGUUCAAAUGUUACUAUGAAAAAUUAAAUUCAAGUUUUCAAGAUUAUAUGAUAGCUUCUAGGCCAUGUAACAGCUGACAAUGUAAUGUGUGAAAUCAUAAAUGCAGUUUGUCAAACAAUAUUCUCAGAAUGGCAAUUAUACUCAGAUCUGUACAAUAUA